AUGUUAGGAAAUAACCACAUGUGGCUGCACAGCAUUAAACAGAAAGUUACAUCAAACCUCGCCUCUUCUGCAGCCUGCAGCAGCCGCAGCCAUGACGUCAACAAACCACAACCCUGUCACAUCACCAGACCACAAUCCGGUCACAUCACCACCCACAACCCGGUCACAUCACCACUCCACAACCCGGUCACAUCACCAGACCACAACCCUAUCACAUCACCAGACCACAACCCGGUCACAUCACCACACCACAAUCCGGUCACAUCACCACACCACAACCCGGUCACAUCACAAGACCACAACCCUAUCAGAUCACCACACCACAAUCCGGUCACAUCACCACACCACAAUCCGGUCACAUCACCACACCACAACCCGGUCACAUCACCACACCCAACACUUGUCACAUCAUCAGACCACAACCCUGUCACAUCACCAGACAACAACCCUGUCACAUCACCAGACCACAACCCUGUCACAUCACCACACCCAACACUUGUCACAUCACCAGACCACAACCCGGUCACAUCACCAGACCACAACCCCGUCACAUCACCAGACCACAACCCUGUCACAUCACCACUCCACAACCCUGUCACAUCACCAGACCACAGCCCUGUCACAUCACCAGACAACAACCCUGUCACAUCACCAGACCACAACCCUGUCACAUCACCAGACCACAACACUUGUCAUAUCACCAGACCAUAG
Molecule: messenger RNA, 711 nt
Organism: Haliotis rufescens (red abalone)
Lineage: Eukaryota; Metazoa; Mollusca; Gastropoda; Lepetellida; Haliotidae
Product: circumsporozoite protein-like
Exons: 2
Coding region: 1-711 (236 amino acids)
Source: RefSeq, a predicted model, not a curated record